Messenger RNA from Pristis pectinata (smalltooth sawfish), 3010 nucleotides. Its product is annotated as aromatic-L-amino-acid decarboxylase-like. The record is from RefSeq and is a predicted model, not a curated record. The coding region runs from base 121 to 1560 and encodes 479 amino acids. The transcript has 15 exons. Gene Ontology annotation, molecular function: aromatic-L-amino-acid decarboxylase activity; pyridoxal phosphate binding. Lineage: Eukaryota; Metazoa; Chordata; Chondrichthyes; Rhinopristiformes; Pristidae. Gene Ontology annotation, biological process: amino acid metabolic process; serotonin biosynthetic process; catecholamine metabolic process.
GAAAAAGUGAACCAAGGGAGAAGAAACCCAGGUAGAUAGAUACCGGCUGCCCUGCUGAGUAUUUCCAGCGUUUUCUGUCAGCGGUGUUGCUGUUAAAUUGAGAAUCUGAACUAAAACGCCAUGGAUUUCGAGGAAUUCCGCAUAAGGGGUAAAGAGAUGGUGGAUUUCAUCACAGAUUACCUGAAAACCGUCGAACAGCGUCGGGUCUACCCAGCGGUGCAGCCCGGGUACCUGCGGCCGCUUAUUCCAGACAGCGCGCCCCAGGACCCCGACAGUUACGAGGACCUGAUGAAGGAUGUUGAGAGAGUCAUCAUGCCGGGGAUCACUCACUGGCAAAGUCCUCAUUUUCACGCCUAUUUCCCUUCUGGCAUAUCCUUUCCCAGUCUUCUCGGCGAGAUGCUGUCUGGAGGAUUCGGCUGCGUUGGCUUUUCCUGGGCUGCGAGCCCUGUGUACACUGAGUUGGAGAUGGUGAUGCUUGAUUGGCUGGGAAAGAUGCUGAAACUGCCUGAAGAGUUUAUAUUUGGGACUGGAGGUGAAGGUGGUGGAGUGAUACAGGGCACAGCCAGCGAAAGUACACUGAUGGCACUUCUUGUGGCAAGAGGGAAGAUGAUUACACAAAUUCAGGCAAACAAUCCUGAUCUUGAAGAAAUCGUGAUCAUGUCUAAGCUGGUGGCCUACACAUCAGAUCAGUCUCACUCUUCUGUUGAACGAGCAGGAUUGAUUGGUAUGAUCAAAAUGAGAAAAUUAUCCACUGAUGAGAAAUUCAGUCUUCGUGGGGAGACACUGAAACAAGCUCUGGAAGAAGAUAAAGCUUUGGGUCUCAUCCCUUUCUUUCUUUGUGCAACACUUGGCACCACUUCCUCCUGUGCAUUUGAUAACAUUAUGGAGCUGGGACCCAUCUGUAACUCUGAGAAUAUCUGGAUGCACAUUGAUGCAGCCUAUGCAGGAAGUGCUUUCAUCUGUCCAGAAUUCAGACCUCUUUUAAAUGGAGUGGAGUUUUCAGAUUCUUUCAACUUUAACCCUCAUAAGUGGCUUUUAAUCAACUACGAUUGUUCAGCCAUGUGGGUGAAAAAAAGAUCAGAAGUUAUUCACGCUUUUAAAGUGGAUCCCCUUUACUUGCAACAUGAUCAUGAGGACUGUGAAUUCAUUACUGAUUACAGGCAUUGGCAGAUUCCCUUUGGGAACAGAUUCCGCUCUCUGAAAAUGUGGCUUGUAUUCAGAUUGUACGGAGUAAAAGGACUUCAAGAACAUAUUCGCAGGCAUGUGGCUCUAGCACAUGAGUUUGAAAGUUUGGUACGUCAAGAUGAACAGUUUGAGGUUAUUGGUGAUGUGGUAUUGGGACUGGUGUGCUUUAGAAUGAAGGGCUCAAAUGAUCUAAAUGAAAGGCUCAUGAAAGAGAUAAACAACAGGGGGAAGAUUCACAUUGUGUCCUGCUGCCUUCGAGGGAAGUUUGUCCUCCGUUUUGCUUUAAGUGCUGAAGCAACGAAAAGUGAACAUAUCCAAUAUGCCUGGCAAAAUAUACAAGAGAUUGCCGCUGAUCUUCAAUUGGGUCAUGAGUAAGAAAAUAUAAGAAAAUAAAAUAUGAGGAAUACAUGUCUUGCGUAAGAGAGCACAGUUUAAAGCAGCUCCAAACCAAGCAUGAUACUGAAAAAAAUUAUUCUUCCAUUACUUAUUCACUUCCUCAGAUCUACUUGGCAUUUUCUUGUUAUUUUUGAUCAUUUUGCAUAGUUUUUGAUGCAAUUAACAUUGUUAUUCUGAGCACUUGCUAUUUCAAGGCCUGCCGCUCUUUCCUACUUACAAUAGUAGAAUUAUUAGUUGCACAUAAUAUAACCUAAUAGCUCAUUAAGCUUUGACCAAAGCCACGUAAAAGACAAUCACAAUGAUGUGGGACUGGAGUCACAUAUAGGCCACACCUAGUAGGUGAAGCAGAUUUCUUUCCUCAAAAUCAUUUGGGGAUUUAUGGCAAUAACUUUUAAUGGUCACUAGUUUUUUUUUAACUGGUGACUAUCUGCAUAUGAGAAAUACUCAGGACAAAAGCAUAGCGGUUAGCAUGAUGCUAAUACAGCGCCAGCGAUCAGGGUUCAAUUCCCAUCGCUGUCUGUAAGGAGUUUGUACGUUCUCCCCGUGUCUGCAUGGGUUUCCUCCGGGUGCUCCGGUUUCCAAAGAUGUACGGGUAGGUUAACAUGGGUUUAAAUGGGCAGUGCGGACACAUUGGGCUGGAAGGGCCCGUUACCAUGCUGUAUAAAUAAAGUUUUUUUGUAAAGAAAUUUCACCACUUACAUGAUAAUUUUACCUGAUUGCUAAAGUUAUGUUAGAACCAUGAAUUGUGAAAACAGGAAGUAGUGGAGCUAAUUUUGAUGAGCAGAGAAUAGUGAAACAGAAUAAUUCCUACGUUUGAGAUAAAACAUAUUCACUAAAUAACUUGUGAUUAUGUAGAUGGCAGUCUUGCUUUGAUGGAUUGAUGGUAUGUACAAAAAUAUUACAGCUUUGUAAAAUCUAAUUAAAUUAAAAUUAUGCUAAUCAUUUUAAUUCUUCACUAUUGUCAUGCUUUACACAUUUUAACUUUUGUGUCUGAUUGCUAUUAUACGUGUGAUCAGUGUUCCUUUCUUCCUCAGGGGUAUUAACAGUUAAUCCUACAUCUAAUUUAGUUAUUUAAGAGAAGACCCAGGAUUAUUUAUUGGUUUACACAGUAGACUCGGCCAAGUCAUGCAAACGCAACAGAAGACACAAUGUCUCAUACCAUCAGAAUUGAAGUUGAACAAAUGACAAAUGGCAAAGCUAUGAGACGUCAUUGGAACCACACCAGAUUUGCACAAGAGAUUAUCCCAUUCUGACCUCAUUGACUGCACAUUGACCAAAGCCCAUCCUGAAUUAUUUUAAGAGCAUCUAAUAAAAUCAUAAUAGAUUAAAGCUGGAUGCCAUGUGGAGUUGUCAUUUGAAGAAUUUGGAGAAAGAUCCACUAGCCACAACUCUCACCACAUUUGUGUCAUUAAAGAUGUCUGGCAACAGC